Molecule: messenger RNA, 1002 nt
Organism: Brenthis ino (lesser marbled fritillary)
Lineage: Eukaryota; Metazoa; Arthropoda; Insecta; Lepidoptera; Nymphalidae
Source: the annotation of a GenBank genome assembly
AUGUGCAAUAAAACUAUCGUAAAAGAGUCGACGAAAAUUAGAAAACUAUUGGAAGCACCAGUCAUGGCCAUAACUAAAAAAAUGUUUAACUUAUCUUUUAAAAAUCACGAUGGAUGGGGUCUAGACAAUGUGUCAGCAGAUAAAAUGAAAUUGGAGCAAAUUAAACAAUCUUGCUUUGAGACAAGUGACAAUCAUAGCAAAUACAUCAGCACCGAUGAAGACAGUGAUUUAACUAAUUAUUGUCCUCGGACAUUUGAUGGAAUUGCAUGCUGGGACGACACUCCUGCCGGUGCAACUGCUUUUCAGAACUGUCCAUCGAUAAUCGUUGGUUUUGAUUCAAAUCGCUUGGCAUAUAAGAAAUGCGAAAACGACGGCCACUGGCUGUCGAGGGAUGGCGAAAUUGAUUGGACAGAUUAUACAAACUGUUACGACGUGAAAGAUCUAAGUAUCCAAGUUAACAACUUAUCCACAACCGGAUACGAUAUAUGUAUUAUCACUAUCUUGAUGGCACUAUUCGUUUCCUGUUACUACAAAAUUCUGCGUUGUCGACGGAUUCAUAUGCAUAUGAAUCUUCUUGGUGCGUUUUUAGUCAAUAAUUUUAUUUGGUGGAGAUGGUAUGGAACGAAAGAGAAUAAUACCGAUACUCUAGUGCAAAAUACGCCCUGCCAAUUUUUUGACGCGGUUUCUACGUAUACGAUGGUGUUGAACUACAUGUGGAUGGCCAUUGAAGGAGUAUACCUCUAUCUCUCCUUCAGGAUGUUCGACCUCAAUGAAAAUAUCACUCUAAGAGGAUGGCAUGCUCUUGGCUAUGCAACAGCGUUAUUUUUUGCACUUAACUAUGGUGCUGUCAGAUAUGUCUCGGGAAAUACAAUGAGGUGCUUGGCAGACCAUAGUCAACUCUUCUGGGUUCUCUUCAUGCCUGUCAUGAUCUCAAUGUUUAUUACGUUAUGGUCAACCAUUAGGGACCACAUCAUGAACAACGUUGAACAUGAUCAUAUAGUU